This is a messenger RNA of Condylura cristata (star-nosed mole), 2947 nucleotides long. It is a transcript of the gene AAR2, whose product is annotated as AAR2 splicing factor homolog (S. cerevisiae). The transcript has 4 exons. The coding region runs from base 403 to 1557 and encodes 384 amino acids. Lineage: Eukaryota; Metazoa; Chordata; Mammalia; Eulipotyphla; Talpidae. Gene Ontology annotation, biological process: spliceosomal tri-snRNP complex assembly. The record is from RefSeq and is a predicted model, not a curated record.
CGCGGUUCCUGGUCGUGUGGCGAGUUCGGAAAGGGUGCAAAAAGGUGCUGUUUGUGCUCUGUUCAAGUAGUGUGUAACGGAACAGCCCUUUUGCCCAUCCGCGGGCGCGGAGUGCCCUGAAUUAGGGCGUGUCGCCGGGCGGCUCCUUCCCGGGCUGUUCGCCCCCGGUGGGCCCCGGGUGUCGCUGCAGGCCUUUCUCCCUGAGAAACCGUCACCGAAGACAACGUCGCCAGGAUUUUCUGGGGGCACUUGGGGUAACAUCAGUUUCCCCCUAACUUUAGAAUCAAAUUCUAAAGGCCACACCUCGGGGUUAUUCCUAUCCUGGUAUCGCCCUGCUCUCUCGAACUGCGGUUCUGGAAGAUAAAAAGUGUACUCCUUUUUGGUCAUCUUAUCACUGGUCCCAUGGCUGCCAUGCAAAUGGACCCUGAACUUGCCAAGCGACUCUUCUUUGAAGGGGCCACCGUGGUCAUCCUAAAUAUGCCCAGGGGGACAGAGUUUGGGAUUGACUACAACUCCUGGGAAGUGGGACCCAAGUUCCGGGGCGUGAAGAUGAUCCCACCCGGAAUCCAUUUCCUCCACUAUAGCUCUGUGGACAAAGCCAACCCCAGAGAGGUGGGCCCUCGUAUGGGCUUUUUCCUUAGCCUGCAGCAGCGGGGGCUAAUAGUCUUGCGCUGGAAUGCAGUCCAGGAAGAGGUGGACCUAACUCCAGCCCCAGAGGCUGAAGUGGAAGCCAUGAGGGCCAACCUCCAGGAUCUGGACCAAUUCUUGGGACCUUAUCCAUAUGCCACCCUCAAAAAGUGGAUCUCACUCACCAACUUUAUCAGUGAGGCCACAAUGGAGCGGCUGCAGCCUGAGAACCGGCAGAUCUGUGCCUUCUCAGAGGUGUUACCCGUGCUGUCCAUGAAGCACACCAAGGAUCGGGUGGGGCAGAAUCUACCCCACUGCGGCACUGAAUGCAAAAGCUACCAGGAGGGCCUGGCCCGGCUGCCUGAAAUGAAGCCCAGAGCUGGGACAGAGAUCCGCUUCUCAGAGCUGCCUACACAGAUGUUCCCCGCAGGUGCUUCGCCAGCAGAGAUAACCAGGCACAGCAUGGACCUGAGCUAUGCACUGGAGACUGUGCUCAGCAAGCAGUUCCCUGGAAACCCCCAGGAUGUACUUGGUGAACUCCAAUUUGCCUUUGUAUGCUUCCUGCUGGGAAAUGUGUAUGAGGCAUUUGAGCACUGGAAGCGGCUCCUGAACCUUCUAUGCCGGUCAGAAGAAGCCAUGGUGAAGCACAGCACCCUCUACAUCAACCUCAUCUCUAUCCUUUACCAUCAGCUUGGAGAGAUUCCUGCCGACUUCUUUGUGGAUAUUGUCUCCCAGGACAACUUUCUUACCAGCACCUUACAGGUUUUCUUUUCCUCUGCCUGCAGUGUUGCGGUGGAUGCGACUCUGAGGCAGAAAGCUGCAAAGUUCCAAGCUCACCUGACCAAGAAGUUCCGGUGGGACUUUGAGGCGGAGCCUGAGGACUGUGCCCCUGUGGUGGUAGAGCUUCCUGAGGGUGCGGAGACUGGCUAACUGAAGAAGCUCAGCUCUGGAGGCUCCUUCCCACACGGUUGCAGUCCUGACCUCUCCACCCCUUCCUGCAGGAACCUGCAAGAGCAUCAGUCCUACCAGAGUCUACAAAGGUGGAGCCAGAAAUCCUCCUUUAGUAAUUAAGUUCCAUCAGUGCCAAAGAAGCCAUACUCACCUUGAAGGCACUUCCGUGGGUUUCCUGUCAACCUGGACUUGGUGCUAGCCUUACUGGAUUCCAGAUGUGCUUUUCUGAAGCUCCUAGGAAAGACCUGCCUCAGCAGCUGUCCACUUCUUUCUGAAUGCGGAAAAAAGAACAACCAAACGGCAAGGAAAACUGUUUGCUUACUCCAUAGGCUGAUUAGAAAACAAGAAACCCUGGACUGCCCACAAGUCUGAGAUGUCAGUUGAUGACUGUCUUGAAGAGAAAUUUUGAAGGCUAAUAGAGAGAUUAGCUAGAAUUUCUGCCUGCCCCUUGUUGAAUGGAUAUAUGUCACAGAAAAGUUGGCCAUGUUUUCCUAGGAGCUCCAGAUUGGGAAGGGUGUAACACAGAAGGCAUUUGAGUCUUGAUUGUUAUUUUCUACAUCUAAUUCCUAUUUUCCUGUCUAGAGGCCCCCGUGGGUAAUCUUCCAAGAUUUCUGUGAUUCCUGAGCUCAAAGUCCUCCUCAUUUGUUACAUCCUGAGACCCCAGACCCAGGUCACCCAGGGACUUGGUGACCUGGCAUGUGGCCUCACUAGAGUCACAUCAGAAAUGACUGUUUCUGAUGACCUGGAGGUUCAACAACAAAAGGAAAGAUCCUUGCUCUAUACCUCUUUUUCCAAGCUCUGGAGAUGACCUGGCCAGUCUAGAUCUUCCCUAGUGUUCAAUGGAGAUAUCAGUCACUGAAGUAAUGAUGCUGUGGUUGUCUGGCAUCAUGAGAGUGUGCCCUUCAUGCACACAAGCCCUGCCACCCUGACCUCAUACUCAUGUACUGUGGUCAGAGUCCCUUUGCCCUUCUUUCCAAGGCUCCUUCCUUUCCAGGUUUCGGAAGAAGAGUCCCUACUGGUUAAAACUUAAGGAUCCACUUGUUUCCUUGGAGAUAUUUUUUCAAGAGCAUACUGUACAUUAAAGCCUUUGAGCUGAGACUAAAUCCCCUGUGUGAGUCUCUCUUGCGGUUAAUCUGCCUAAUUUCCAGAGCAGCCAGGCCACUGUUGGUGGAUACACAUUUCCUCUGUACCCAGCACCAGGAAACCUGUCCAACCUCUGCCAUCUCGGGAGGACUCAAGCUUCUAGUGUUGCCUUCCAUUACCAGUGGAGGAAGGAAUGAGCCCCUGUCCAGUAGUCACCCCAUCUACGCUUUCCCACAGUUAUUUCACUUUGCUUGUUCAGUUACCACAGUCAUCUGUAAUCUGAAAA